Cucumis sativus (cucumber) is the source of this 2534-nucleotide messenger RNA. RefSeq names its product glutamyl-tRNA(Gln) amidotransferase subunit B, chloroplastic/mitochondrial. Gene Ontology annotation, molecular function: glutaminyl-tRNA synthase (glutamine-hydrolyzing) activity. The record is from RefSeq and is a predicted model, not a curated record. NCBI's taxonomy places the organism in Eukaryota, Viridiplantae, Streptophyta, Magnoliopsida, Cucurbitales, Cucurbitaceae. The transcript has 9 exons. The coding region runs from base 442 to 2085 and encodes 547 amino acids. Gene Ontology annotation, biological process: glutaminyl-tRNAGln biosynthesis via transamidation; mitochondrial translation.
UAAGAAGUGAGAGAAAAAGAUAGUUUGAUAGAAGAAGAAGCGAAUAACAGUAAAGGGAGAAGAGAACGAAAAAGACUGAUGGGGUCACCAACUACGUAAUUUUACCCAGCAGGCCAAAGAUCGUGGGUCUUCAAAAUUUAGGCCGAAUAUCAUUUGCAUCCCUCAAAGUAAGGCAUCCGGACAAAAAGCCCAUGGAUUAGCAUUGGGUAAAAUGAGAUUUUCUUCAAACCCACCUAGUCUGUAUUUCCCUUUUAUCUGAAAGAACGGAUAACUGGGUACCUCCCUUUGAAUUUUGGUAAGCCGCUAGAUAAUAGAGUGCCCGGUGUUUCUUUAAGCAAACCACCUCGUCCAAACUCCGAACGGGUCACGCCGGCGGCAGGUUUUUAUUUGGCUGUGUUUUUUUAAACUGUUGAUGCUGGAAGAAUAUUAGGGACUACAAGAAUGGCAUUUGUAGGAUUGAGAUGCAUUCGAACUCUACCAUUGUUGUUUCACCCUGCUGCUUUGUUUUCAAGAAGGAAGAAAGUUUUGUAUUUCUCUGUGAAAGCCUCACAGUCCCAAACAGCUACUCAAGAAAAGCAAAGACCUAUGGCCAUUUCACCACAUUUUGAUAAACAGAUUAUUGAUAAAAUAUCUAAGGAUUAUGAAGCAGUUAUUGGUAUUGAAACCCAUGUCCAGCUCUCCACUCUCACCAAAGCCUUCUGUAGCUGCCCUUACAAUUAUGGUUCUUCACCAAACACUAAUAUCUGCCCUAUUUGCAUGGGGCUUCCUGGUGCCUUACCUGUUUUGAACUCAAAAGUGAUUGAGUCUGCAGUGAAGUUGGGCCUUGCACUAAACUGCAGUUUAUCUUUCAACUCAAAAUUUGAUAGGAAACAAUACUUUUACCCUGACCUUCCUAAGGGAUAUCAAAUAUCUCAGUUUGAUGUCCCAAUUGCAAGUGGUGGUUACAUUGAUCUCGAUCUUCCUAUUGAGUAUGGUGGGGGGCAUAGGCGAUUCGGUAUCACCAGGGUUCACAUGGAAGAGGAUGCCGGGAAGCUGCUUCACUCUGAAAGUGGAAGCUACUCUCAGGUUGACUUGAACAGAGCCGGAGUGCCAUUGCUUGAGAUUGUUUCUGAACCUGACAUGAGAACUGGGAUUGAAGCUGCAGAGUAUGCUGCAGAAUUACAGAGGUUGGUUAGAUAUUUGGGUGUAAGUAAUGGAAACAUGCAAGAAGGUUCUCUACGGUGUGAUGUGAAUGUCUCUGUCCGUCCUAUUGGGCAGUCACAAUUUGGAACAAAGGUGGAGAUAAAAAACUUGAACUCAUUUUCAUCGGUGAGCAGAGCAAUUGAUUUUGAAAUUUCAAGACAAGUGCUUCUCCAUAGUCAAGGCCAAAGUGAUCAAAUUGUACAGGAAACCAGACUCUGGGAAGAAGGCGCCCAGAAAACAAUUACAAUGAGGAAAAAGGAAGGACUUUCUGAUUAUCGAUAUUUUCCAGAGCCUGAUCUCCCAGAAGUCAUCCUAACAAAAGAAUAUGUUGAAAAUAUUCAUGAUUCUUUGCCCGAACUUCCAGAAAUGAAGCGUAGAAGAUAUGAGAGUAUGGGCCUGAGCAUGCAGGAUGUACUUUUCCUGGCAAAUGACAUCAGUGUGGCUGAGUUUUUUGAUGCAACUAUUGCAAGAGGGGCCGAAGUGAAGCUGGCUGCUAAUUGGAUAAUGGGUGAUAUUGCUGCGUACAUGAAAAAUGAGAAGUUGACUAUAAACGACAUAAAGCUCACUCCUCAAGAGCUUGCUGAAUUGAUCGCUUCAAUAAAAGGUGGUACUAUUAGUGGAAAGAUUGGGAAAGAGAUUCUUUUUGAGUUGCUAGCUAAAGGUGGAACUGUGAAGGGGCUGAUUAAAGAUAAGGAUUUGGUUCAGAUUGCAGAUCCUGCUGAGAUAGAAAAAAUGGUGGAAAAAGUAUUGGCAGAGAAUCCGAAGCAGCUUGAGCAAUAUCGUGGGGGCAAAACCAAGUUGCAAGGCUUUUUUGCAGGCCAGGUAAUGAAAGCAUCCAAAGGUAAAGCAAAUCCAGGGCUUCUAAACAAGAUCCUCUUGGAGAAAUUGAAUGCGCAAAGCUGAUGAUUUUGUUCAAUGGGUACGUAUAAUUUGUUGAGAUUUGGGUUGCUUGAGACAAUGGUGACUAAAAUAUUGGAGCAGAUUUCAGUCAUGGUCUCCCCUUCAAGCUCCCCUGCACAAAAAUGAUGAGGAAUAGGUAGAGCUGCAGAAUUUCUUUAAAGUAUUAUGAUUUUUUGCUGAAAUCGUUGUAUUGCCAUUAUUUGGUGACACUUUCACCCUCUAUUUUCACUCUCAUCUACUUGGCUAAGGUAAGUUAGAGCAGGUAAAAGUAUAGUUGUAGGAGAAAAUAUAUUUUUUAUCCUUACUAUGGAAUUGGUUUCUAAUAAGUGCCUAUCGUUUGUACAAUGUGCUGAAAUGAUCUCUUCAGUCACAUGAGAGAUUGAUAUCGUUAACAUGGUCUUUCUCUCUUUAUCAAUCUUUUAAUGAAUACCAAUAUUAUUUUGUAAAAAAAA